GGGCUAUUUAGAUUCGAAAGGAAAAGUGAAAUCUAGUAGUAUUUUAUUCCAAAAAACUUCUCCCGAUCAUUGACUGCCACCAAAAUCAACUCUCCCUCGACUUGGACUUUUAUUAUUUUUCUCUCCAUCAUUAUUCAUUAACAGAUAGAAGUGAGUGAGUCGGUGGUGAGAUGGCUGGGCGUUUCGAUCCUAAUCCUUUUGACGAUGGAGAAGAAGUUAAUCCAUUCGCUGAUGGAGCCGGGGGUAAAGGAGGCAAGACAAAUUACAGUGGAGGUUCAUUCUACACAUCGAGUGUUCCACCUGCUACAAACUCUCGGCUAUCGCCUCUUCCUCACGAACCUGCAGAUUUUUAUGACAGGAGUGCUCCAGUUGACAUACCUCUUGAUUCAGCCGCAGAUCUGAAGAAGAAAGAGAAAGAGCUGCAAGCUAGGGAAUCUGAUCUAAGGAAGAGAGAAGAGAUAGUAAAACGGAAAGAAGAGGCAGCUGCACGUGCUGGUAUUGUUCUUGAAGAGAAAAAUUGGCCACCCUUUUUCCCUAUCAUUCAUCAUGAUAUUGCAAACGAGAUCCCAAUUCAUCUGCAGAAAUUGCAAUAUGUCGCAUUCACAACGUAUCUGGGACUAGUAUUCUGUCUUCUGUGGAAUAUUAUAGCCACAACAACAGCUUGGAUUAAAGGAGAAGACCCGAAGAUAUGGUUUCUUGCUCUUAUCUACUUCAUAUCAGGAGUUCCACUUGCCUACGUGCUGUGGUACCGACCUCUUUAUCGUGCAUUUAGGAAUGAAAGUGCUUUGAAGUUCACUUGGUUCUUCCUAUUUUACUUGGUUCAUAUAGGCUUCGUCAUCUUUGCUGCAGUCGCCCCUCCCGUGGUCUUUAAAGGAAAAUCUCUUGCAGGGAUUCUACCAGCAGUUGACCUUGUAGGCAAUCAUGCAAUUGUUGGGAUUUUCUAUUUUGUAGGAUUCGGUUUAUUCUGUCUCGAGUCUUUGCUCAGCAUCUGGGUUAUUCAGCAAGUAUACAUGUAUUUCCGGGGAAGUGGCAAAGCAGCAGAAAUGAGACGUGAAGUUGCUAGAGGUGCAGUACGUGCAGCGGUAUGAGUCGGUGUUCACAUGACGGGGUCAUGAUGUUGAAUCGUUAUAAAUCAUUGGACAGAGCAAGGUUUUCUGGAGGAUGUUUCUAGUUGCUCAGGGAAAACUUUGAUGUGAAUUCAUAAAGUUCUUUGUGAUUUUUUCUGAUUUUAUGGAAGGAUUUAUAUGAUGUAGAAGUAUAGAAAGAUGCGAAAAAUUGGUAUUUACCUGUGUAAAUUUUGUGUUAUAUACUGAUUGUGCUGAUUUUUCCUUACAA
This is a messenger RNA of Erigeron canadensis, 1335 nucleotides long. Its product is annotated as secretory carrier-associated membrane protein 2-like. Lineage: Eukaryota; Viridiplantae; Streptophyta; Magnoliopsida; Asterales; Asteraceae. The transcript is spliced from 14 exons. Gene Ontology annotation, cellular component: recycling endosome membrane; trans-Golgi network membrane. The coding region runs from base 171 to 1088 and encodes 305 amino acids. Gene Ontology annotation, biological process: protein transport. The record is from RefSeq and is a predicted model, not a curated record.